This is a messenger RNA of Erythranthe guttata (spotted monkey flower), 2121 nucleotides long. Its product is annotated as TCP-1/cpn60 chaperonin family protein. Gene Ontology annotation, molecular function: ATP hydrolysis activity; ATP binding; ATP-dependent protein folding chaperone. Gene Ontology annotation, cellular component: chaperonin-containing T-complex; cytosol. The record is from RefSeq and is a predicted model, not a curated record. Gene Ontology annotation, biological process: protein folding. Lineage: Eukaryota; Viridiplantae; Streptophyta; Magnoliopsida; Lamiales; Phrymaceae.
AAAUAUAAAACAUUUGGACCAAACUGCAAUUAUAAGAACAUUUCAAAACACGACCCCCUUCUUCACUACUCGGCGCCCCGAACCCUAGUUCAUUUCCGCCGCUACGAACACUGCCAGAAGCCGUUCCACCCCCAUUACAGUCCGCUCCCUCCGAUCAAUCACCGCCACGAGAAUCAUUCGCUUGAUCGUCUGCUUCCCCAUCUUCAUUUCCGACUUCUACUCCCAUGGCGAUCGAGAAUCUUUUCAAAGAUGAAGCUACUGAAGAAAAGGGUGAGCGCGCCAGAAUGGCCUCCUUCAUUGGAGCAAUGGCGAUUGCUGAUUUGGUUAAAACAACCUUGGGACCGAAGGGGAUGGACAAGAUUUUGCAGUCUACCGGCAGAGGACAGAGCGUCACAGUCACGAAUGACGGAGCAACUAUCUUAAAGUCCCUGCACAUCGACAACCCUGCUGCCAAAGUCCUUGUUGACAUCUCAAAAGUUCAAGAUGAUGAAGUCGGUGAUGGAACCACUUCAGUAGUUGUUUUAGCUGGAGAGCUCUUGAGGGAGGCGGAGAAGCUGGUGAACGCCAAAAUUCAUCCAAUGACUAUUAUUGCAGGGUACCGCAUGGCUUCUGAAUGUGCGAGAAACGCAUUGCUGGAGAAAGUGAUUGAUAACAAACUGGAUGCAGAGAAAUUCAAAGAAGACUUGAUGAAUAUUGCGAGGACUACUUUGAGCUCCAAAAUUCUCUCCCAGGACAAAGAACAUUUCGCAAAAUUAGCUGUUGAUGCGGUUAUGAGGCUGAAGGGAAGUACAAAUUUGGAGUCGAUCCAAAUCAUAAAGAAGACUGGAGGUGCACUAACAGAAUCAUUCUUGGAUGAGGGUUUUAUUUUAGACAAAAAGAUUGGUGUUGGCCAACCCAAACGAAUUGAGAAUGCAAAGAUUCUGGUAGCAAAUACUGCAAUGGACACAGACAAAGUGAAAAUUUACGGGGCACGUGUUCGGGUCGAUUCGAUGGCUAAGGUUGCUGAGAUCGAAGUAGCUGAAAAGGAAAAGAUGAGGGAGAAGGUGCAGAAGAUUAUCGGUCACGGAAUAAACUGCUUUGUUAACCGACAGUUGAUCUACAAUUUCCCCGAAGAGCUAUUCGCUGAUGCCGGUGUGCUUGCAAUAGAGCAUGCUGAUUUUGACGGCAUUGAGCGGCUGGGUCUUGUUACUGGCGGUGAAAUUGCGUCGACAUUUGACAAUCCGGAGUCUGUUAAGCUCGGGCACUGUAAACUUAUCGAAGAAAUUAUGAUCGGGGAGGACAAGUUGAUCCACUUCUCUGGCGUUGCAAUGGGUCAGGCAUGUACUAUUGUACUGAGGGGAGCAAGCCCUCAUAUGCUGGACGAAGCAGAAAGAUCUCUGCAUGAUGCACUGUGUGUGCUGUCACAGACGGUAAACGACAGCAGGGUUUUAUACGGAGGUGGAUAUCCUGAGAUGGUUAUGGCAAAGGCAGUCGACGAACUUGCCAAGAAAACCCCGGGAAAGCGAUCUCAUGCCAUUGAAGCAUUUUCACGAGCACUUGUGGCCAUUCCGACCACCAUUGCAGACAACGCGGGUCUGGACAGUGCUGAAUUAGUCGCCCAGCUUCGCGCAGAACACCACAAGGAGGGAAGCAAUGCUGGGAUCGAUGUCCUCACUGGAUCUGUGGGAGAUAUGGCGAAGCUUGGUAUAUCCGAGGCGUUCAAAGUGAAGCACGCUGUACUGCUAUCUGCAACGGAAGCUGCUGAGAUGAUCCUAAGGGUUGAUGAGAUCAUCACUUGUGCCCCACGAAGGAGAGAAGACCGUAUGUGAAGGCAUAUCAUUGACCACUGCAACUUAAAGAUUCUAUUUCGUUUUAUUACAUCGUUUGGUGCGUAGAAUCUUUUAAUUAUCCAUCGUGGUUUGAUUUUUGGAUUGUCUUGAAAAAAUUGAGAAUAUGCUACUGCUGUGAUGUGGCAUAUCAGUUUUGUAUGGAGUUUAAACAAAGAUUCGUUCAAUUUUAAUUCGUCGCAGAAUAUCGUUUGUAUCGUAAACAGUAGGUUUUAUAACGGGUUUGUAUUCGUUGAUUGUAGAAUCUAUCUCCUGAUAAUUGCUUGUUGGUGUUGAAAUUUUCAUUCGUUUGUUG